Messenger RNA from Fusarium keratoplasticum, 381 nucleotides. RefSeq lists its product as uncharacterized. The transcript is spliced from 2 exons. NCBI's taxonomy places the organism in Eukaryota, Fungi, Ascomycota, Sordariomycetes, Hypocreales, Nectriaceae. The record is from RefSeq and is a predicted model, not a curated record. The coding region runs from base 1 to 381 and encodes 126 amino acids.
AUGUGGCAGAGGCGGAAUGUUGUACACGCCUAUCGGCGCCUCUACCGUUGCCUCCUUCAGGCGGUGCAGUACACGAUACCCGCCCGCUUUGUAGUCCGCGACCAGCUGCGCGCCGCCUUCCGCGACCCCGAGCUGAGAUACGACGAAAAUGCCAUCAAGCGGACCAUCUGGUUCCUGGAGGCGGCGGCAAGGGAGAAGGGGAUGGAGCACAAAAUACUCAAGAACCUCGUCAAGGUGCAGCUCGGGCGGGCGUACCACAGCAGUUGGCAGCCCAUGAGGGGGGAAAGGACUCCUAUGGGUGAAGUCAAAAUGACUGCGUAUCAGCAUUACGAUAUGACGGUGGCUAUGCUCAACAAGACAAUGGGGUUACUUCUGCGUUGA